Messenger RNA from Dermatophagoides pteronyssinus (European house dust mite), 826 nucleotides. It is a transcript of the gene lwr, whose product is annotated as ubiquitin conjugating enzyme lesswright. NCBI's taxonomy places the organism in Eukaryota, Metazoa, Arthropoda, Arachnida, Sarcoptiformes, Pyroglyphidae. The record is from RefSeq and is a predicted model, not a curated record.
CGACAUGUUUUGAUUUUUUUCCAAAAAAAAAAACUUAAUUUCCGUUCAUUCUUCAACAAAAAAAUUGACAGUAAAACCGUCAUCAUUGUAGCUGUCAACGUUCUUUCAUUAAAUUCAUUCAUCGGUGUUUCAUUUUAUCAGCUCUAAUUAAAAUUGCAUCAUCGCAUUGAUACGAAAAUUUAAAAAAAAAAAAAUUAUAUGAAAAAUUAUGGACAAAAUAGCUUUAACACGGUUAAGUGAAGAACGAAAAGCAUGGCGUAAAGAUCAUCCAUUUGGUUUUUUUGCCAAACCGGUUAAAAAUCCGGAUGAUACAUAUAAUCUACAGGAAUGGGAAUGUGCUAUACCCGGUAAAGCAGGUACGGCUUGGGAAGGUGGUCUUUAUAAACUUAAAAUGUAUUUUAAAGAUGAUUAUCCAUCAACACCACCUAAAUGUAAAUUUGAACCACCAUUAUUUCAUCCAAAUGUUUAUCCAAGUGGUACUGUUUGCCUUUCGUUAUUGGAUGAAGAAAAAGAUUGGCGUCCAUCAACAACAAUUAAACAGAUUUUAAUUGGUAUACAAGAAUUACUUAAUGAACCGAAUGUAAAAGAUCCAGCACAAGCAGAAGCAUAUACAUUUUAUUGUAACGAUAAAACUGAAUAUGAACGUCGUGUACGUAAUCAGGCGAAGAUGAAUACACCGAAAAAUUGAUCAUCAUUGAGUUUUUUUUCCCCUCCUCCUUUCUCACCACCCCCUUUAAAAUCACGGUAAAGAAGCUGAUAAUUGAAUUAUACCACACACACACACAACCAUUAUCAUUAUGAAAGUUAUUAAUAAUAAAAAGUAUCC